UUAAAGCCAGUCAGUUGCCGUGCAACACUGUGUAAAUAACAGAGACUUUACCAGGGUGGUGAAACUUGUACUGUUUAUUUUAUUCAGGUACUUCGCAUUGGAAAAACAGAGGGCAGAGUCAAGUCAAGCGUGCCUCCAACCCCACAGUAGCAUGAACGGUGGUGAAGCUAAGCCCAUUUUGAUAGAUCAGGAGAUACUGCAGAAGGCAGUGGUGGAGCAGGCUCCUCAAUAUCAGGCUGGGAGUAUUGCCAAAUCGGUGGGAAUACACUUCAAUGAAGUCCUCAAAUUACGACUGGAAUACAGAAAUAUCCUGAGGAUUGACCAGUUAUGGGACUUCACAUCCUUGGCCAGACUUGAUUUGAACUCUAACCUCAUAGAGAGGAUUGAAGGCCUGGAUCAUCUGACUAAUUUGACAUGGCUUAAUCUGUCAUUCAACAAAAUAAAGAAAAUUGAGGGACUGGACUCUCUAGGGAAGCUUGAAUUGCUGAAUUUGUCCAACAACAGGAUCUCUGUCAUUGAAAACAUGGAUAAACUUGAGAAACUCACUAAUUUCUGCAUUGCAAACAACCUCCUCACACAGUGGGACAAUGUGCUCUAUCUCAGAAAAUUUAAGAACCUGUUCACCCUCAAUUUAUUCGGCAAUCCCGUCUCCGAGAAGGAUGAUUACAGACUUUCUAUAGUUGCCUACUUCCCAAACUUGACGUGCCUCGACUACAGAGUACUUAAAGAGGAGACCAAAAACGAAGCUUCUAUCAAAUACUGCCAUAUCAUUGAGGAAAUGAGACGUAAGGAGCUGCAGAAGCAACAGGCCGAUGAUGCAGAGCAAAGCCAGAGAGCUGCACUCCAGUUACACACAGACGCCUUUGUGGAGUUCCUCAAUGGGUCUCAUCUGUUUGAGAGCAUGUUCAAAAAUGAUCCAGAGGCAGAGACACUACACUGUGUGACAGGAGUGGCUGAUCUGCUUCAAACAUUUGAGCACGAAAUGGUGGAAUUGUGCAUGCAGUUAUUCGAAAUAGGCCUGGCUGAGCAUAAACGAAGAGAGACAGAGGUGAACUCUUUCUGCAGUGGUCAGAGCAAGGCUGUGACAGACCACCAGCAGAGAGCAUCACAGAUGUUGGCAAACUUUGAGCAGCGACACAAAGAGAGGAUGGUGGAGUUGCAGCAGUUAUCAGACCCAGAGGAAAUGAAGGUCAACAUCAGUCAGUACAACGAUGACAUCAACCAGCUCUGUAACAGCCUCAUGUCACUGGAGUUUCAGCUGAUCAGCCAGCUGGAGGAUAUUGUCAAAAAGUUGGACAGCAACAUCUCAGACAUGGUUGGCAACUUCAGUGAAACUGUUCAAGGGAUAUUUGCCCAAUGUCGAGAUCUGGAGGAUAAUUAUCAUCAGAAGGUGCGAGAGAUUGCUGUUGCAACUUUGGACAAAGUGGCCAAGGACAACCUGGACGAAGACAUGACAGAUGAUAUUAUAACACUGUUUACAGACAAAGACACUGUGAUGGAUGUGCUGGCCACCAGCCACGACAACCACCUGCUGAAGAUCAAUGACCGAGAGACUCAGCUGGUUACACGUGUCAAUGCCUGGAAAGUGGCCCUCAUUAAAGGGAUUCAAGACGAAGAACUUAAGCGGAGCCGCAUGCGCAUCGCAGACAUCCACAGAUAUGUGGACCAUGUGAGGGAGCAGCUGGAGGAGUUGCAGUAGCAAGAUCCGUUGAGACAACAAACAUUUAUUUCAUUUGUAUGUUUCAUUUGAAUAAAUGGAAUGGGACAUUUACAAUUAUUGUAACACGUCUCACUGUGAACAUGUAAAUAUAUCCAUCAGUUGUUAUGUGUUCCAUAACCAAGAACAAAUGCUGCCUGUUUUGAGGCAUGAAAGAAAAUAUGAGAAUUAAUUAUACUGUGUCAAUGUCUUUCCUUGUUCACCAGCCAAAUCAAUAAAUAUCUAUGAGUUUA
This is a messenger RNA of Lates calcarifer (barramundi perch), 1950 nucleotides long. It is a transcript of the gene drc3, whose product is annotated as dynein regulatory complex subunit 3. Lineage: Eukaryota; Metazoa; Chordata; Actinopteri; Centropomidae. Gene Ontology annotation, molecular function: protein binding. The record is from RefSeq and is a predicted model, not a curated record.